GAGGCUUUUUGGGCUGGCUGGGCGCUGCUCAGGGACCCGCCUUCUCCCGGAGAGAACAAAACAGCCCCUCUUCUCUGCGGACUUCUGAGCCACGCCAGCCCGGGUGCCAGAAGCAGGACGCCGGAGCGACCCAGGCCAGCCUUAGCCAGGAUGCCAAACUGGGGUGGAGGCAAGAAAUGUGGCGUAUGCCAGAAAACAGUGUAUUUUGCAGAGGAGGUGCAAUGUGAAGGCAACAGUUUCCACAAAUCCUGCUUUUUGUGCAUGGUUUGUAAGAAGAACUUGGAUAGCACUACGGUGGCUGUGCAUGGAGAAGAGAUCUACUGCAAGUCAUGCUAUGGGAAGAAAUAUGGACCAAAAGGCUAUGGAUAUGGACAAGGAGCUGGGACCUUAAGCAUGGACAAGGGUGAAGGAUUGGGAAUCAAACCUGAAGAAUCUCAUCCCCAUUAUCCAACCAACAAUCCUAACGCAUCCAGGAUUGCCGAAAAGGUGGGUGGUGCUGAUGGCUGCCCUCGUUGUGGACAGGCUGUCUAUGCUGCUGAGAAGGUGGUUGGAGCUGGGAAGUCAUGGCACAAAUCCUGCUUCCGAUGUGCAAAGUGUGGCAAAGGCCUGGAGUCUACAACUUUGGCUGAUAAAGAUGGAGAAAUCUAUUGCAAGGGUUGCUACGCCAAGAACUUUGGACCUAAAGGCUUUGGCUUUGGUCAGGGAGCUGGAGCACUUGUCCAUUCUCAGUGAAGAGCUGGAUCCCGAGCAGCUUUGAAGCAUCUUUUCCAGCAUUGUACGCUUUGCCAACGCUGAGCUCAUUCAAUCUGAUCCUUACCAAGAAUAAGGCUAUCUUGCCAGUUCCUAUGUAUUACUAACACAGUAACAAUCUGCUGCUCUUUCUUGCUAGAUGGGCAGCCUUUCAAAGGACCUUAUUCCACAGGUCCUUUGAAACAAUACAGUGGCCUCUCACUUGCCAUGGCUCACAUUAGAAUAAUGGCCUCCUUUAACAUACAUCCAUGCUUUCAGACAUUGUUGAAGUUUCAGACAGCAGCAGAGCACGUCGCUGUUUUUGAAUAUCGAAUAUUGCAAUGGUUUCUUUCAAAAUCUCUUCCCAGUCUUAGCCACCAUAAAUCAUUUUUGUUAGAAUAUAUUUUAUGAUAUUAAGUUACACAUUAACAGUCUCAUCAGUAAGUACUGCAGAAAGUAUCAGUGAUGGUUAAGUGCAAGGAUGAAAAGCUGAGAAUUAAGGAAUUGCCCAGAUGCACAAGUAAAGCACAUUCCUCAAAUUUUAGAAGAAAUAUAGACAGAAAAGUCUUAGCUCUCAAGUUGAACUAAAUGCUACAUUUUCAACAGAAAAUAUGUAUUAAUCAGUGACCACUAAUUCAGGCACUUUUGCAUAUAAGUUUGGAAAAUUCAGUUUGAUUUUUCAAAAUUUCAAAGACCAAAUUUCCAAUUUUUGAAGAUCAAUAUGCAUCUGCUUUUUCCACUGACUGGUGUUUUAACAUUCCUAAAAUGUCUAUGAAUUUGGAGACAAUCCGAAUCCAAGCUUUUCUGGAUUCCAUUUUUUAAAAAACUGGGACCAUUGAUGUCCAGUUUGUUGCUGCUUCGUUUUUGCAUCUUUCCACUUAGCUGAAUAGGCUAUAAUGACUGGAUCCACAUAUUGCACUAAGCUGUAGUGUGUUUUGGUUGAUUUUGGUUUGGUAUGAUGUAAGAACCGAGUCGUCAUAAUUUAGAAAACAUGGUUUGUGGCUUACUAUGAAGUGUAAACUAAGCAAGAUAGCUUGUUCAUUAUAGUAUGGUAAAAACAAACCAUACUGUGGAUUCAGUGCCCUAGAAUGAUGUGUGAAUCCCUAACUGGUAAAAUUAAGAAGAGAUUAAGAUGAAUUGGAAUUCCUUUCUAUAACUACGGAAAGGUAAACAUCAUAGAUGUCUGCAUCUUUGGGACCAGAGUUGACAGUUCCAGUUCUUCCUUUUGUGAAAUGUAGAAGACUCCUUUCACAAUCUGAAGUUUCAGUGGUUUUUUAGUUUUUUAACUGAAAAACUGAAGUGUUACCUAGUUCAUGGACUCAUGUUGUGCUAAAUAGUUUUAGUAUGAGCUUAAUGCACACGUUUUUCCUUUAUAAUACAGCCUAUUAAAUGUUUUAGUUCCCCUUAAGUAAUGAAUAUGGAAUUAAAUUAAAAUGCAAUAAUUCCAUAGACACAUCAGAAAAACUGCAGCAGUAGCAUUUUACAAUUUUCAUUGUUGUUAUUAAGGCUGUCCAGUGCUUUGAAAAUAAUUUAGAAAAGGAGCAUGCAGCAUCCAAGUGCAUACAGAUACAAAAGUAGUAAAUACAGCUAUUUAAACAGACAUGACUUUCCCAAGAUUUCACUACAGUGGCAGAGGGCAGCCAUACAAUCCUGAGAAAAUAUGUGGCUGCUUUAAAAAGUUGUAAACAGGUGCUACAUUUAUGCAUCCCUGUCCUUUGAAGCUUCCUUUUGAAACUGAAUCCAGAAUGUUGCAUAUCCCUAUUACAAACAUAAACUGUGUUCAGAGAAACUUCUGUGCCUUCAAUAAAACAGUCAAA
Molecule: messenger RNA, 2546 nt
Organism: Candoia aspera
Lineage: Eukaryota; Metazoa; Chordata; Lepidosauria; Squamata; Candoiidae
Gene: CSRP1
Product: cysteine and glycine rich protein 1
Exons: 6
Coding region: 151-732 (193 amino acids)
Biological process (GO): sarcomere organization; muscle tissue development
Cellular component (GO): nucleus; cytoplasm; Z disc
Molecular function (GO): actinin binding; structural constituent of muscle
Source: RefSeq, a predicted model, not a curated record